Messenger RNA from Bubalus bubalis (water buffalo), 2842 nucleotides. RefSeq names its product phagosome assembly factor 1 (gene PHAF1). The coding region runs from base 198 to 1466 and encodes 422 amino acids. Gene Ontology annotation, biological process: Golgi to plasma membrane protein transport. Lineage: Eukaryota; Metazoa; Chordata; Mammalia; Artiodactyla; Bovidae. Gene Ontology annotation, cellular component: trans-Golgi network; dendrite; synaptic vesicle membrane. The record is from RefSeq and is a predicted model, not a curated record. The transcript has 17 exons.
UGACUCCGCCUUUGCUCCGCCCCCGCGACUGAAACCCCGCCUUCGCCCCGCCUCCGCCGCACUUUACGGCCUCGCACGCCACUUUUGCUGCAGGCGCUCCUGCUGCUGCCGCUGCUCCGGGCUGCUGCCGGUGAAGUGAGCUCCGGUCCCGUCUGCGCUGCCGCAGGGAGGCCGCCCCGGCCCGGCGAGCCGAACCAAUGCUGGAUCUGGAGGUGGUGCCCGAGCGCUCUCUGGGAAACGAGCAAUGGGAAUUCGCGCUGGGAAUGCCUUUGGCUCAGGCGGUGGCCAUUCUUCAGAAGCACUGUCGCAUCAUAAAAAAUGUUCAGGUUCUCUACAGUGAACAGUCUCCUCUAAGCCAUGACCUCAUCCUUAACCUGACUCAGGACGGGAUCAAACUACUGUUUGAUGCUUUCAAUCAGAGACUUAAGGUGAUUGAAGUAUAUGACUUGACUAAAGUAAAGUUAAAAUACUGUGGCGUGCAUUUCAAUUCUCAAGCCAUAGCUCCCACCAUUGAGCAGAUUGACCAGUCUUUUGGUGCAACCCAUCCUGGAGUGUACAACUCUGCUGAGCAGCUCUUCCACCUCAACUUCAGAGGAUUGUCUUUCUCUUUUCAGCUAGAUUCCUGGACCGAGGCUCCCAAGUAUGAGCCCAAUUUUGCGCAUGGUCUGGCUUCUCUUCAGAUACCCCACGGAGCAACUGUGAAACGAAUGUAUAUCUACAGUGGGAACAGCCUACAGGAUACCAAGGCGCCCGUGAUGCCCCUGAGCUGUUUCCUGGGCAACGUGUAUGCUGAGAGUGUGGAUGUUCUCCGGGAUGGAACUGGACCCUCAGGUUUACGACUCCGCCUCCUUGCCGCAGGUUGUGGACCUGGCCUGCUAGCAGAUGCCAAGAUGCGGGUAUUUGAACGCUCAGUGUAUUUUGGUGAUUCCUGUCAAGAUGUUCUUAGCAUGCUUGGCUCUCCACACAAGGUCUUCUACAAGUCAGAAGAUAAGAUGAAGAUUCAUUCUCCUUCUCCUCAUAAGCAAGUUCCAUCCAAGUGCAAUGACUACUUUUUUAACUACUUCACUCUCGGAGUGGACAUUCUCUUUGAUGCGAAUACACACAAAGUGAAGAAGUUUGUCCUACAUACCAAUUACCCUGGACAUUAUAAUUUUAAUAUUUAUCACCGCUGUGAGUUCAAGAUCCCCCUAACCGUAAAGAGAGAGAACACAGAGGGUCAGACAGAAACAUGCACAACCUACAGCAAGUGGGACAACAUCCAGGAGCUCCUGGGACACCCUGUGGAGAAGCCUGUGGUCCUGCACAGGUCCUCAUCCCCAAACAACACCAACCCUUUUGGCUCCACAUUCUGCUUUGGUCUUCAGCGGAUGAUCUUUGAGGUCAUGCAGAACAACCACAUUGCCUCGGUGACCCUUUAUGGCCCCCCCAGACCUGGUGCCCACCUGAGAACCACGGAGCUCCCCUAGGAACGUCAUGACCCUUGCCCCUCUGCCCCGUGGAACUGUGCAUUGCAUCCUGUUCAGUGGGCCACCCCGUGGGUUUUCUUGGACAUCUUGCCAGUGUGGAAGGGCUGUUGUGUUUUGAGGUGGGGCUCAGGCUGGGCACUCUGCCAUGGGGUGAGAGGCCCAGAUAUUCCUCAGUCGGUUCUCAGCCUGCUGGUGCCAACAGGGGACACAGACUGCAAAGAGAAGCACAAACUCUGAGCCUUGAUACCUGGAGCCAGGAGCUCUCAACUAACAUGUAAGGAGACAGGGUUCUGUCUCCCUGUCCCACACACAUUGGGAAAACUUGGGACUUUUCUAUGGCUGAGAACACAGGCACCCAGACAAGGACACGGUCCUGCCUUUGGCCCAACAUUGCCACAUGACCUUUAAGGCAAGCAGGUAGCCUGUCCAUAGUACUUGGUUGCGACUUUUGCACUACAUCCACUUUAGUUACUUGAUGAGCUGGCUGUGGCCAAGGUGGCCCACCUGCCCUUCCCUGUUUCUUUCUUGCACGCGCUCCCUGCCAAGCCCAGUAGGCACACCCAAGUGGUUGAAACACAACUUUCUACCAUCAAGGUAUGUGCCCAGGCCUGGCUGUACCCGUCUUGGAGCAAGCCUUCAAGGUCACCUGUUCCCCUGCUUUGCCCCAACGUUGCUGGUGGGGCUGCAUGUUUCCAUUCUGUUUGCCUGUUUUAUUUAAUGCCAAAGUUUUAGCCAAAGACAUCUUGCUCCUUUUUUGUGUGUUUCAGUAUUCUGUUCUGCACUGUGGGCUUGGCUCUCCUGCCCUGACUCUGGGCAGUGUCCCCUGGCUGGGCCCUUUCACACGGCUCAAGGCCUCUGGGGCUUGUGGAGGGCUGGGCUGCUCCCUCUUCAUGGGACUUGCUAAGGAAAGAAGCAUAUGUGCUUUAAAAAUAUUAAUCCUUUUGAAAAGAAUUGAGAAGAGAAAUGUAUAAUUUUAUCCCAUUUUUAAUAUUUUGGUCUAGCAACUUGUGAUACAUAGAUGACAAUUUUGUGAGGUUUUUCAAAUGUGUGUACAUAUUUUUGUAAAUACGACUCUUUUGUAAUUAAUUCAUGUACAGCCUCAUCCUGUAUAGUUUAACAAUGAAUGUGCGGGGGACCAGCCCCAGGCUCUUAUGUGACGUUCCCAUGACUUCGUGACUGAUUAGUGUCUUCCCGUGUGGAUGGUGGCCUGGCCAGAGACCCCCACACAUCCCACUGUGGGGCAGCCAGGACUCUUCCCAUCCUCCUAGAAUGGGGGAAUCUUCCUCAUGCCCUACCCAUACCCCUCCUCCAAUAAAGACCUGUGCCCUCAGCAACAGCUCCCCAUGUGCUGAUGCUGGGAUGUUUGUACUAAAUAA